Saccostrea echinata is the source of this 1519-nucleotide messenger RNA. Its product is annotated as ADP-ribosylation factor-like protein 2. Gene Ontology annotation, cellular component: microtubule cytoskeleton; cytoplasm. Gene Ontology annotation, molecular function: GTPase activity; GTP binding. NCBI's taxonomy places the organism in Eukaryota, Metazoa, Mollusca, Bivalvia, Ostreida, Ostreidae. The transcript has 5 exons. The coding region runs from base 68 to 622 and encodes 184 amino acids. The record is from RefSeq and is a predicted model, not a curated record. Gene Ontology annotation, biological process: protein folding.
GUUUUUACAUCGCUGAAGAGUUGCAUAGUUAAACCGGUGUAAUACCUCAUAAGUUAGGUUGUCAAAGAUGGGACUGUUAACUAUUUUAAAGAAGAUGAAGCAGAAAGAAAAAGAAGUUAGGUUACUCAUGUUAGGCUUAGAUAAUGCUGGGAAAACUACAAUUUUAAAGAAAUUCAAUGGAGAAGAUAUUGAUACUAUAUCUCCAACCCUAGGUUUUAACAUCAAAACCUUAGAACAUAGAGGGUUUAAGUUAAAUAUUUGGGAUGUUGGUGGACAGAAAUCAUUGCGAUCCUACUGGAGGAAUUAUUUUGAGAGUACAGAUGGCCUGAUUUGGGUUGUGGACUGUGCAGACAGAAUGAGACUUCAGGAUUGUAAACAAGAACUCCAGUCGCUCUUAGUAGAAGAGAGGUUAGCAGGGGCGACUUUGCUCGUGUUUGCAAACAAACAAGACUUACCUGGAGCUUUGCCAGCUGAGAAAAUACGAGAGUUGUUAGAUCUGGACAGUAUAAAGACACACCACUGGAGGAUUCUGGACUGCAGCGCUGUAACGGGUGAAAACCUCCUCAAGGGUAUUGACUGGAUUAUAGACGAUAUUGCCUCAAGGAUAUUUACUAUGGACUAGUUCAAAAUCCAGGCAUUAGCUCAUGCAUUAUUAUAUGCUAUAUGAUAUUAACUUGCUUACCGAGUACUGUCAAAGCAUAAUCAUCACAAAAUAGUUUUUGUCUGGCUUUGUGAAGGGAAACCCUCAGUGAAGAACCAAAGCUUGAGUAGCCAUGGAGCUUAAUGUCGACCUCAGUAUUUAUGUUGUUGAAAUCCUAUGUACUUGCUAUAGUACUUAACAUUGCUGUGUCUAGAAUGGUAAUCUUAUUUUUCUGAAAGUCAGAAAUCUGCCCUUGUAUCAGAAUUUCUGCUCUUAUUGGUAAUACCUCAAUAAAUAAAAAGUAAGAAAUGUUGUUUGUUGAUUUUACCUUAAAAAACUUUAGACAUUUAAAAGUAUCCAAUGUUCUCUGCCUGAUAUAGAUUUAGAUCCUACAAUAUACAAUAGGCAGGUGGUAUAAUCUGUAGUAUAAGAAUUGAGAUUAGUGCUCUGACAAUAGACAUGGGAAGAUGGCAGCAGCAGGUAGCAUAGAAUCUUCUAAACGUUUAUAAAAUAGAUGUAACAAAUUCCUGUUUGUAAUGAAAGAUCAUAUUUUGUAACCAAAACAAAUUAUUCACCGGGUAUGGAGAUACAAGUGCAGCUUUCUUGAUGAUUCAAUAACCAUGUUUUCCUGUAUUUUGUAGUAUAAUUUGCUUUUCCAUAGAGACUUUUUUUAAAUUUAUAAAUACACAUACAUGGUUGUAUACUUGAAUCUACAGUUAUGGAGUAAACAGUGCACAUAUGUAUUGGAUAUUACAUCUUUAAGCUACCACAGCUAUCUGUCAAUUACAGCUUAGAUAACCUUGUAAUCUUACUGUGAUUAACAUUAUGCCAAGUUGAUUUAACAAUUCAAAAAUUUCUAUUACAAUUUCUGUAGUGAAA